This is a messenger RNA of Podarcis lilfordi (Lilford's wall lizard), 345 nucleotides long. The record is from the annotation of a GenBank genome assembly. NCBI's taxonomy places the organism in Eukaryota, Metazoa, Chordata, Lepidosauria, Squamata, Lacertidae.
GAAAAGCGGCCCAGGGCGCAAUUACCGGAAUCAGCUUCUUCUUCCGCAGCCGAGGAUGAGCAGCAGGAACAAGGGGAGGCCCUCAGUACGCCUUCAGAAGACAAGCCAUCAGGGAAGAGGCGUGAGAAGAAGAAGCACAUCUGCAGGAAAAGCAAGUCAAGGAGGGACGACACCGACGAGGAGACAGGUAGUUCUUCUUCCGAGUAUGAUAGUGAUGCGUCCUUAGGGUCUUACUGGGGUAAGGGAGAGGAAGUUUCCGGACUUCCCGACUGGGCUCUCUCUAGGAGGGCCAACAGCCAUCGAAAGAAGUUCGGGGGGACUCAGGAGUGGAAGGACGGAGCUCUG